AUGGUAUCUCUCGAUAUUUUGGACGAUGUGCAGCGGAUGAACAAGCGGCAGCUCUAUUAUCAAGUCCUAAAUUUUGGAAAGAUUGUCUCCUCGGCACUAAUGCUCUGGAAGGGGUUAACGGUUAGAACUGGAAGUGAAAGUCCAGCUGUGAUUCAUGAAAAGCAAAAUGGACGUAUGAAGUUUCUGACCAAAGGAGAUAACAGUGUGGUUGAUGACCGAGGCCUGUAUAAACAAGGACACCAUUGGCUAGAGAAGAACGAUGUUGUCAGGAGAGCGAGGGGAUUUGUUCGUUACGUUGGGAUUGUGAAGAUCCUCAUGAAUGACGAUCCUAAAUUUAAGUGUGCAGUACUCUUUUUGCUGGUCCAUUAUGGGAAAUCUGCGUUUCGGAGUGGCUCCAUGGGAAUGAUGGGGCAAGAAAGGGCUGGGGUCACGGCUGUGGUGAGCAGUAAGCAGUGGGUGUCCACCGGGGAAUUAGAGGACCAGGUCCUGCUCACCGUGCUCUGUCUCAGGCAUGGGAAUCUUACAACGGCUGCUAAAGGGAUAGUUGCACUUCUCCUGGCCGCCCCAGAAGAGCACCCCCUCCACCUCGGAGAACUCGGAGACCACACAGCAGACCUCCCGGACACCUGCUUUCCUCAUAGUCCUUGUAUUUUCCAAGACCGCGAGAAAGGCACACAGCAGGAAACUGCUUAG
Messenger RNA from Eubalaena glacialis (North Atlantic right whale), 693 nucleotides. RefSeq names its product signal peptidase complex catalytic subunit SEC11A-like. The transcript has 5 exons. NCBI's taxonomy places the organism in Eukaryota, Metazoa, Chordata, Mammalia, Artiodactyla, Balaenidae. Gene Ontology annotation, cellular component: signal peptidase complex; membrane. Bases 1 to 693 code for a protein of 230 amino acids. Gene Ontology annotation, molecular function: serine-type endopeptidase activity. The record is from RefSeq and is a predicted model, not a curated record.